GUGUCACUUUAGGAGUUCUAAAGGUCUCCUUUCGGAGCCUUGUGUUGAAAAACACAGGAAGAGCAUCACUAUUAUUUCCUCUUUUCCUUAUGGCAAUUCAGAGGUAGAGAGCAGGAUCUGGGGCUGAUGCAAUCCACGGCACCACACCUUGUUCAGUGUUACUGAAUUCAAGCCUCCUCUAAUUCUCCCCAAUCCAGAUCCUUGCCUGUCAUGUCAGACGAUGUCGAGAAGAACGAGACUCCUCCAGAGCGAGAGGCAAAGCAAGAUGAAGGAGAGAAUCAACAGCAAGAGCCGGAGCCAAAAGCUGAGCCGGAGCCAAAGGAAGAGCAGCAGCCACAGCUAGAAUCCCCACCCCGUAGCCCCCCGGCACCAGAGGCUCCUCCAUCUUCGAUGCUAGUGACCGUCACCAUCGAAGAGGAGACUGGGGGGGGACCACAACUGAACGGGGAUCCCCUGGGGAUGAGGGCCGGCUCAGCUGAGGAAUUAGGAACCACCCCGGCCCCUCCUGGCAGCCCCCCGGCACGGUCCAAGUCGGCAUCGCUGAAUGACCUGAAGCCCCAGAACAGCGUCAAUGGAGGCCCGCGGCCAGUUGCGAGGGGCAGUUUGACCGGGUCUCAGGUGCAUCUUGCAGGCAGAGUAGCAUCUCCGCGGGCCAGUCUGAGUCGGCAGGCCUCAGCAACUGGAUCAGCAGCUGGGGAGGCUGGGGUGAAACCCAGAGACUACAUAUUCAUGGCUACUCUGUCCUGUUUUUGCCCCAUCUGGCCGAUCAACAUUGUGGCCUUCGUGUACUCAGUCAUGUCCCGUAACAGCUUCCAGCAGGGAGACAUCGAUGGAGCUCGGCGCUUGGGACGGGUAGCAAAGCUGCUGAGUGUUGUAGCCCUGGUCGGGGGCUUGCUCAUCAUUGUGGCCUCUUGUGCCAUCAAUUUUGGAGUGUUUCAGUGAAGGUGGCU
Thamnophis sirtalis is the source of this 950-nucleotide messenger RNA. The record is from RefSeq and is a predicted model, not a curated record. NCBI's taxonomy places the organism in Eukaryota, Metazoa, Chordata, Lepidosauria, Squamata, Natricidae.